GGUUCCCAGCAGGAGUGACCCUGGGACACGAGGUUAUAACUGAACCGGUCGGCACCGCUGGCUUCAGGAGACACUCCGCAGACACCAGGGAACAGAGGAGAGGUGUUGGAUGAAGCCAUCCCCAGCAUGGGGCAGAUAAACCAAACGGGGAGGUACGACGAGGAGAUCGACGUCAAGGCGCUUCAGGAGAUGUACAAGAUGUUUGUGGUGGAGUGUCCCAGCGGCGUGUUGUUCCUGCACGAGUUCAAGAGGUUCUUCGGGGUGGACCCGACGGGGGAGGCGUCGGACUACGCUGAGGCCAUGUUCCGGGCGUUCGACAGGAACGGGGAUAACACCAUUGAUUUCCUAGAGUUUGUGGCGGCGUUGAACCUGGUUUUCCGAGGCGACUUGGAGCACAAGCUGCGCUGGUCGUUCAAAGUGUACGACAAAGACAGCAACGGCUACGUGGACCGCAGCGAGUUGCGCUCCAUCAUCGACAGCAUCUACCGAGUGAACAGAAGCACCAAGAGAGAGUGGAAGGACGGCCCGCUGAGCGUGGACCAGGUGGUGGAUGGGAUCCUGCAGGCGGUGGACUCCGACCGAGACGGUCAUAUUAAUCUCUACGAGUUCAUCCGAGGGGCCCAGCAGGACCCCUGGGUGCUGAACAUGUUGAAGCUGGACAUGAACCCCGCCGGGUGGGUGCUGGAGCGGAGGAGGAUGAGCGCCCACUUCUGAAGGGGCCCAGAGGGACGGACCACCGUCUGAUGUCCCACUACUGCCACUCUUAUCUCAGUGCUUGAUGUUCUUAGUGUUCUUUACAUCCUUCUAGCAUUGUGUGGAUUUGUAUUUGUAAUGUCUGUGCACUGCUUUUCAUGCCCGGCUGCAUAGAAAGUGUCCCUUGCUGGAUGAUACGAUAGGAACUGAAAUGAAGUAGAAGUUAUAAAAACAUUUAUUGGUACGGUAUUACAAUUCAUCAAGCAAAUAAGUUUCAAAUUUGUUUUGGAUUGAUAUUUUCUCAUUAUUUAAAAAAUAGAUGAGGAAUUGUUCUGGAACCGCAGUUGGGACCUACUUCCUGGUGGGGAUGGGUGCAGCAUCCUUCAGAUUUCAGAGUCGCUCACUAUCUUCCGAAAAAGACUCAAGACUCACCUGUUCAGAGCCCAGCUCGACACUGCAUAGCCAC
This is a messenger RNA of Gadus morhua (Atlantic cod), 1159 nucleotides long. RefSeq names its product guanylyl cyclase-activating protein 2-like. The record is from RefSeq and is a predicted model, not a curated record. NCBI's taxonomy places the organism in Eukaryota, Metazoa, Chordata, Actinopteri, Gadiformes, Gadidae. The transcript has 4 exons. Bases 127 to 714 code for a protein of 195 amino acids. Gene Ontology annotation, biological process: visual perception. Gene Ontology annotation, cellular component: cone photoreceptor outer segment; photoreceptor inner segment. Gene Ontology annotation, molecular function: calcium ion binding; calcium sensitive guanylate cyclase activator activity.